GUGCGAGUUUCCAAGGGAUGCUGAUGGUCUACACGUGUGGGCGACCUAGAAGAUCAUGAUCGCCUUGUGCGCUCCUCUGUUUUCUUUUUGGCUUUUCGAAGGGGCGGAAAGUACGCGAGAGGGUGACAUUGCAUUUACGUAGCAAGAAGCAACACCUCUUCUUCUUCCGUAGAGAUAAAAUCAGAUUAAAUGAGCAUCCUCGAUCGAGUCGUGUGCUAUAUAUACGCAGCUUGUUCGCCCUCUCAUCCAAGGCACUGCGAGAAGUAGCAGCGGCGGCGGCAGAAUAAGAACAAGAUGGAAGAGGUAACGGUGGCCGAAUCGAGGUUCAAGAGAGUGUGUGUCUUCUGCGGCAGCAGCCCUGGGAAGCGGAGCUCGUACCAGCACGCCGCCGUCGAGCUCGGCAAGGAACUGGUAGCGAGGAAGGUGGAUCUGGUGUACGGCGGAGGCAGUGUGGGCCUCAUGGGGUUGGUCGCCGAAGCUGUUCACUCCGGCGGCGGCCAUGUCAUCGGGAUCAUUCCGCGGACCCUGAUGCGCAAAGAGUUGACCGGAGAGCAGAGGUUCGGGGAGGUGAUGUCGGUGGCGAGCAUGCACCAGCGCAAGGCCGAAAUGGCCCGUCACUCUGACGCCUUCAUCGCACUCCCUGGCGGCUACGGAACGCUCGAGGAGCUGCUCGAGACCAUCUCCUUCGCUCAGCUCGGCAUCCACCGGAAGCCCGUUGGCUUGCUCAACGUGGACGGCUACUACGACUCUCUGCUCGCCUUUAUCGACAAGGCCGUGGAGGACGGCUUCAUCCAGCCUUUCCAGCGCCACCUCUUCGUUUCCGCCCCCAAUGCCAAAGAUCUCGUCCGAGAGCUCGAGGAAUUCGCCCCCGUCGACGACGCCGUGGUUUCCGAGCUCAGCUGGCAGCAGGAGCAAGUGGGACUCAACUCCACUCUCCAAGCUGAGAUCGCCCGGUAGCAACCGUAGAAUGUGUUCCGAUACUCCGAUCAUGUUUUGUCGAGGGGGAAACAGAAUCAAGCGUUCCCUCCCGCCAUGAAUCCCUUCUUGUUCCCAGCUUUUGCCAUGGCAAAUACAGUCAAUUUGCAUGUUCUUGCUA
Molecule: messenger RNA, 1096 nt
Organism: Zingiber officinale
Lineage: Eukaryota; Viridiplantae; Streptophyta; Magnoliopsida; Zingiberales; Zingiberaceae
Product: cytokinin riboside 5'-monophosphate phosphoribohydrolase LOG1-like
Exons: 6
Coding region: 295-957 (220 amino acids)
Biological process (GO): cytokinin biosynthetic process
Cellular component (GO): nucleus; cytosol
Molecular function (GO): hydrolase activity, hydrolyzing N-glycosyl compounds
Source: RefSeq, a predicted model, not a curated record